Lipotes vexillifer (Yangtze River dolphin) is the source of this 731-nucleotide messenger RNA. It is a transcript of the gene CUNH2orf76, whose product is annotated as chromosome unknown C2orf76 homolog. The record is from RefSeq and is a predicted model, not a curated record. Bases 124 to 498 code for a protein of 124 amino acids. The transcript is spliced from 6 exons. NCBI's taxonomy places the organism in Eukaryota, Metazoa, Chordata, Mammalia, Artiodactyla, Lipotidae.
UGCACACCCACACCCUUGAGUCAAUUGUGUUCAUCUUCUGUGCCCUGUCAGUUUUCGACCAGUCAGAACAUCAGUGACUGUGAUGAAGCUGUCCAGGAUCGUAGUGGGUAGGAAUUUCUUCACAUGGCUUCCGAAGACGUGACCAUUACGGUUCGCCUCAUUCGUUCAUUUGAGCAUCGCAAUUUCAGACCUGUAGUAUAUUAUGGAGUUCAUUUGGACCAAACUGUAAAGGAAUUUAUAGUAUUUCUAAAGCAAGAUAUCCCUUUGAGGACCAGCCUGCCACCACCAUUCAGAAACUAUAAAUAUGAUAAACUAAAGAUUGUUCAUCAAGCACAUAAAUCAAAGACAAAUGAACUUGUGUUGAGUUUGGCAGAUGAUGACAGACUCCUGUUAAAAGAAGACAGCACCCUAGCUGGAAUCGCCAAUGAAACUGAAAUUGCAUUCUUCUGUGAAGAUGACUAUAAGAACUACAAAGCUAAUCCCCUUUCAUCCUGGUGAAAACUUCACAGGGCUUCCUUUUUGCAUACUUGUAUUAAGCUCUUUAUUCUACUGGUGAGUUUUUUAAAUUGACAAAUAAACUUGAAAAAAUUAAUCCCAAGCUCUGCCAUUUGAGGUAAAAUCUGCGGUGUGUUCUCUCUUCUGCAGGUCUCAUUUUUUUCUUUCUUGUUGUAAAAUAAUAUAUUUAUUUAUGGGGAAAACAUGUGAUUUUUUUAAGUGAAAGAAAUAGUUAU